Messenger RNA from Eublepharis macularius, 2259 nucleotides. Its product is annotated as vomeronasal type-2 receptor 26-like. Lineage: Eukaryota; Metazoa; Chordata; Lepidosauria; Squamata; Eublepharidae. Gene Ontology annotation, biological process: G protein-coupled receptor signaling pathway. The record is from RefSeq and is a predicted model, not a curated record. Bases 1 to 2259 code for a protein of 752 amino acids. The transcript has 5 exons. Gene Ontology annotation, molecular function: G protein-coupled receptor activity. Gene Ontology annotation, cellular component: membrane.
AUGACGUAUCAGAAUACCCUGUUCCUUCAGUCUACCUGGAAUCGGCCGAUUCCCAAUUUCAGCUGUGGCAUUCAGAAGAAUCUAGUAGCUAUCAUUGGGACAUUGGACUCUGAAACCUCUCUCCAGGUUACCAACAUCUUAGGCCUCUACAGGAUUCCACAAGUCGCUUACUGCUUCAUAAAUGAUAAAACCCAUCUCCCUUUUUUGUACCAAAUGGUCCCCAAAGAAGCGUAUCAGUUCACAGGAAUUGUUCAGUUACUUCUACGUUUCCAAUGGAUUUGGGUUGGAAUUGUUGCGAUGGAUGAUGACAAAGGAAUUCAUUUCAUGCAGGUUUUGACUUCAAUGUUUUCCCAGAAUGGCAUCUGUACUGCUUUCACUGAAAGAAUACCAACCAUGGUGUCCUUGUUUGACAUUAUCUAUUUAAUGGAGUACACGGGGAGUAUGUCCCUUUCUUUAAACAUGGCCAACGUUAUUGUUCUCAGUGCCCAUAUUCAGACUGCAUUUGCACUGUUUGGGUUAAUGCAUCUGGCAAAACUGGGAAAUAGGGCAGUGACCGCCAUGAAUAAGGUGUGGAUUCUGACAGCGGAAUGGGAUUUCACAUCAAACACUUAUCAAGAAGGUUUGGAUGCACAAGUCUUCAGCGGUUCCUUAUCCUUUGCAAUUCAAUCCAGUGAGCUGUCUGAGUUCCAAAAUUUCCUUCAUGUCUUAAAUCCUCAAGAUCCAAAAGGAGACGGCUUCAUCAGAGCCUUCUGGGAGCAGGCGUUCAGCUGUUCAUUCCCUGGUUCUAAUACAGGUGAGGAGGACAGGGAAAUCUGCAGUGGAACGGAGAAGCUGGAGGACCUUCCAGGGACCUUUUUUGAAAUGAGGAUGACUGUCCAAAGCUACAGCAUCUACAAUGCUGUCCACGCCAUAGCACGUGCCUUAAAUGCCAUGUACUCGUUGAGACACAAACACAGAGCAGAUGGAGAAAGACUUCAUCCACUAAAAUGGCAGCUAUGGCAGCUUCACUCCUUUCUAAAGACCAUUUCAUUUAACAACAGUGCUGGAGAUGAGGUGGCUUUCAAUCAAAAUGGUGAAUUAGCAGCUGGAUUUGACAUUAUCAACUGGGUUACUUUCCCAAACCAAUCCUUCUCAAGAGUAAAAGUGGGAAGGAUGAAUCCCUGGGCUCCAUCAAGCAAAGAGGUCACCUUUAAUGAGAAGGUCAUUUUAUGGCAGAGCGCAUUUAACCAGGUGCUACCACUUGCUGUGUGUAAUGACAACUGCCAACCAGGCCACAGCAGAAAAAUGAAGGAAGGGAAGCCAUUUUGUUGUUAUGAUUGUGAUCCUUGCCCAGAAGGGAAGGUUUCAGACCAGAAGGACAUGGAUGACUGCUUCAAGUGUCCAGAAGAUCAGUAUCCAAACAAGAAUCGCUAUAUAUGCCUUCCCAAAGUCCCACAGUUCCUAUCAUAUGAAGAACCAUUGGGUAUCGCUUUAGCUUUGUGGGCACUGUCCUUAUCACUGAUUUCUGUUUUCGUGCUUGGAAUCUUCAUCAGGUACAGAGACACCCCCAUCGUCAGAGCCAACAAUCAGGACCUCACCUACUCCCUGCUCAUCUCCCUCCUGCUUUGCUUCCUUUGUCCCUUGUUAUUCAUUGGUCAUCCACAUACGGUGACCUGUUACCUGCGACAAACAACUUUUUGCAUUAUCUUCUCAAUAGCUGUUUCUUGUGUAUUGGCCAAAACCAUCACUGUGGCUCUGGCUUUCACGAUCACUAAGCCAGGAAGCAAGAUCAGGAAAUGGGUGGGGAAAAGACUGGCCAUCUCUGUUGUUUCUUCCUGCUCCUUUAUUCAAGUAGGAAUGUGUACUGUGUGGCUCUCUAUGGCUCCUCCAUUUCCAGAUUUGGACACACACUCGCUGGCUCAAGAAAUAGUUCUAGAAUGUAAUGAAGGGACCACCAUUAUGUUUUACUUGGUUCUGGGUUACAUGGGAGUCAUGGCUAUGGUCAAUUUUGUGCUGGCUUUCCUAGUCAGGAAGUUGCCGGACAGUUUUAAUGAAGCCAAGUUCAUCACUUUCAGCAUGUUGGUGUUUGGCAGUGUAUGGGUGUCCUUUAUUCCCACUUACUUGAGCACAAAAGGCAAAUACAAGGUGGCUGUGGAGAUCUUCUCCAUUUUGGCCUCUAGUACAGGCAUGCUGGUUUGUAUCUUUUUCCCCAAGUGCCACAUAAUUAUCCUCAGGCCUGAACUAAACCAUAAGGAACAGUUAAGAAAGAGAGAGUUCUAA